Schistosoma margrebowiei is the source of this 3290-nucleotide messenger RNA. The record is from the annotation of a GenBank genome assembly. NCBI's taxonomy places the organism in Eukaryota, Metazoa, Platyhelminthes, Trematoda, Strigeidida, Schistosomatidae.
AAAUUGCUGCGGUUGAUUUAGACGUGACGGUGCACGGGCUGUAUAGAUUCGUGUUGUCAGUUCAAAUCCUUAUGACAUUACUUCUAGUCGUUAUUACCCGAUUGUCUUAGUCUCACCAUUUACUCUGUUGAUAGUUACUAUAGAUCUAUUUCAUCUGAUGUAGGUACAUCUUAUAUCUUUACUUAGUCGUCGUUUCAUUAUCUUGUUCUCUUAUCCAGUUUCCCGUGCACACGCAGCUCUAUACUCUCCCGUGGAAAUCCUGAUAAUUCUGCCCUGGAAAGUUCGCGAUUGUUUUGUAACUAGCGGAAACGCUCGAAUAAACUGUAUACAGUCGCAAUGACCUGCGUGGUUAGUUCUGAAUGAUCAUCUGUUUGCUUAUCUUUUGCUUUCAUUUGCUACUGCUCUCGAUUUUUAGGCCAAAUUUUACGACGAUGUGAUUGAGGAUGUUAUAAGUGGUGUUAAAGAUGAGUUUGUUGAGGAUGGUGGUGAUAUCCAGAUACUUGAAGAACUCAAAAAGGUUUUACAUGUUUCACGGCUCACUAUUAUUUAGCUAUGGAAGUCCAAACUUGCUGAGACCCACGUCUUUAGCCCAGAGCCUGUCGGCGGAAGUGCUGCACAAUAUUUGAACCUUUUGCAACGUUCUCAAGUUCAGGUAAUAAAAAUGUUUAAAUUGAGUAAAAUAUGGUAACUUUGACAACUGUAUUCGGCGACCAUAGUACUAUAUGUAUUCUUAUAUAUGACUAUUAUAUUGGGUUCCAAGUUUUUAAAUGCUUAUUCUUGAUGUGGCUUUAUCAUAAAAAUACUUGUCUGUAACUAAUUAUGUACCCCAUUUACAUCAUGUAAUAUCGCGAGUUUUGUCAUAAUACUGAAAAUGGAAUCUAGUGCAAGAUCGAUUUGUGGUUCAUCAAGGUGCACCAAUUUUUAACUCCGACCUUGACAUUCUCAACUAAACCAUUACUCGUCUAGAUUUUAUUUUGAUUUCUCAUCAUAUUCCUCACAGUCUCAACGCAUCUGUUAAACGUAUGAGAUGCUCAUAAUUCUUUUUGCAGUUAACUUAGUCUGCGCAAGAGUAUUGAUUCCUCAGUUUAAAGCUAAUAUUACAUGUUUUGGUCCGUGUGCAUGGUUUGCAUAGCCAGUGCAACAUUAAUCCAGUGAUUCAAUUCCCUGUAUAAUUGUGUAUGUCCCAUUUUAAGUCACACUCUGUGGCAGUCGGGGACACUAUCCUAUUACUCAAACCAGAGUAGGUGGAGAGGAAUUCGAAUCAGUGACCUGUUUGUUAAAAUCCGAGUCUUUUGAUUGGGAUAUUGACAUAAUUGUUACAAAUUGGCAAUGGAUUUACCAUUCUACGGUCUUUUGAAAUAUCUGAUAAAAUUGAAGGGUGCAUUAAACCUGUCUCGGAAUUCACUAUCAUUAUACAUGUCUUGAUUUUCAUGUUGCACAUAUCAACAAACUAUUAAUAUUUAUCAUCAAUUAAAACUUCAGAUCCAUCCAAAUGUCGUCAGUUCUGGAAAUUCCUCCGUAGCUUUACCAAUGAGGCAGUUGAACACAAUCAUCCGAACUGGGUCAGAUCAGACAACAGCAAGCAUGGCUCUCCCUGGUACCCUUUCAGGUUUGCGACUACCUGCAGCACGGGCCUCUGUCUCAGUUCCCACUCAAAUGCGAUCUCGUGAGCCAGUACAAGCUACUCCGUGUUUGGCCUCAGUUAUACUACCAACUCAGUCGCAAACACAAAAGCAACCUCAAACAACCAGCGUUCUUCCCGCUGUGCUUACUUCCAAUCCAAGUGGAGCUCAAUCAAGACCUGCAACUACUAACGUUCAACAAGUUACAACACCCCAGCUCGCCACAUUGCCUUCAGGUCUUACAGGACAUCUUGUGCAAAUCGGCCAACAGACUUAUCUCGUCCCUCAGCCGUUAACAGCAGUCCGUCAACCUGGUGUUCAUCUGGCUGUUCCUCAGUAUAUAGGUAACCCAAGUGUGGCAACCAACAAUUCCAUGGCUUCUGAUUCCAAACCUUUUACUGUUUCAGACAUUGGGCAGUUUAAACAAACACAGGUCGAUGGUGUCCAUGAUAGCGAUGAUGAAAAGUUCUGUGAUACUCCUGUAUCACAAUCGAUGAGCGUACCUGGGCGUCGAAAGAAUCAAAACAGCGGACAGCAUAAUUAUAAUGAUAGUGUUGCAUCCCAUGCCCAUCAUGGUUCAGAUCUAGAAGAUGAUGAUGACGAUGAUGAUGACUUAGUCCCUGCUACUCCUGGUUUCACCCCACACUCGUCUAUUUUAUCUCACUACAACACUAGUCGUUAUGUGAUGGAUACUCCAAGAGACAUGGGUGGGGGCACACCUCUUGUAAGUGCCCCACCCACUCCUAUGACCCCACCUUCCGUAUCAGUCCCAGAAAGUCACUUACGCCCUGGACAACAGUCUUUAGCUACUCAUUCACUCCACACUGCACAAACACCUGCCUCCAAACGUCGACGACUUUCACCAUACCACGGGAAAAAUACAGAUACAGAUGAAUCUGAGGGUUGUGAUGAUGGCGAAGAUCCAGAAAUAGUAACUACUACCACUACACCGACCAACCCAAACGAACUAUCCAUAGAAAACUACGAAAAUACCGUUGAUCCUAAGCGAAAAUUGGAUCAAGUGAAGCAAAAACUUAAACAGCGUCCACAACAAGAUAAGAAUUCAGUCAGUCCUAAGAAUAGUCGUAUAACAAAACAGUUUUCAUCCCCAACUGAAUCAGAGCUAGGUGUUCCAGAUCAGAUGGAAUUCCUUGAAGGAGAUCCUCUAAAAGCAGAAGAGGAAGGGGAAGAAGAUGAGGAAGAAGAACCUCUGAAUUCAGAAGAUGAUGUGAGUGAUGAAGAACCUGAAGUGCUGUUCGAAUCGGAUAAUGUUGUUGUUUGUCAGUAUGAUAAGAUUCAUCGAGCUCGAAAUAAAUGGCGUUUUCAUCUGAAGGACGGGAUAAUGUCCAUAAAUGGUCGGGAUCAUAUUUUCCAAAAGGCUGUCGGUGAAGCUGAAUGGUAGUUUGAGUGGGAUGUAUUUAGUUAUUAGUUUCUUCAUAUCAAAGGAUAUCGUCGAAAGAUGAAUUUGGAUGCUGUUCCCUCUGUUUUCCGAUGCCAUCACGUUUAGUCACUUAUAUUGAUUAUUGCAAAUGUAAAACUUUGUGAAUGACUAUAGUCGCAAUUGUUGUAUGCCUCUUUUAACCAACUUUGCGUUCUGUAAAGAAAAAGAUAACCAUAAUCAAUUUCACUUCCUUGCAGUCAUAGUAAAGUACUUUUAUAGUCGUUUGU